AUGAAGGCAGCUCGGCUAUUCUAUGCUAUUCUCUCGCUGGCUUCGGCCACGGGUGCUAUUUCUUUACACAAGAGACAGGAUGGACUAGAGCCUCGGGUAUUGGCUUUGGACUUGCAGAGAAGCACGAUACAUGAUCCUGUUGGCAACGAUAGGAAACGACUUGCGAGACGGAGCGGUUCUAUAAACGUGGGGAUCGACAACCUUCAAUCCCUCUACUUCUUCAACGCCUCUCUGGGCACUCCAGCUCAAGAUUUUCGCCUACACCUCGACACGGGGAGCAGUGACCUCUGGGUCAACGCCAACAACUCGACCCUCUGUUCAACACCCGCCGACGUCUGCAGCACAUCUGGGCUCUACAACGCCGCCAAGUCUUCUACUUACAAGUUCGUCUCGAGCGAAUUCAACAUCACCUAUGCCGACGGCUCAGGCGCUGCGGGAGACUAUGCUACCGAGACGUUUCGCGUGGGAAAGACCGAGCUAAAGGAGCUUCAGUUUGGUAUUGGGUAUGAGACCUCGUCGGAUCAAGGAGUGUUGGGCAUUGGAUAUUCUUCAAAUGAGGCUCAGGUUGCAGAGUUUGGAGGGAAGCCUUACGACAACCUGCCGGCCAAGAUGGCUGCUGACGGGCUGAUCGCCUCCAAUGCUUACAGCCUCUGGCUCAACGAUCUCGACUCUGCGUCGGGAACUAUUCUGUUUGGAGGCGUUGACCGCAAGCGGUUCACGGGAGACCUCAUCACGGUGCCUAUCCAAAAGUUUGGCGGCAGGUUCUCCCAGUUCUACAUCACCCUCACCGGCCUGAGCGUGGGUUCAGACACGGUCGACGACAACCUCGCCCUCGGCGUCAUCCUAGACUCUGGAUCGACACUCACGUACCUCCCCACCAGUCUCGCAGAGGCCGUUUUUGAGAUUGUGGGCGCCGACUACGAGCAGGGAGCCAGCACCGCGUACGUGCCCUGCGACCUGGCCAACGCCUCGGGCAACUUGACCUUUAGCUUCAGCUCUCCCGCAGAGAUCACGGUGCCGCUGAGUGAGCUCGUGCUUGACUUUACCGACGUCACGGGUCGGCGGUUGCGGUUUGACGAUGGGGAGCCGGCGUGCAUGUUUGGCAUCGCUCCCUCACCGGGCGGGACGAAUGUUCUGGGAGACACGUUCUUGAGGAGCGCAUACGUGGUGUUUGACCUCGGGAACAAUGAGGUUUCGCUGGCGCAGAGCAACUUUGACGCCGACGGGUCGGAUGUUGUUGAGAUUGGCUCAGGGGACGGGGCUGUGCCUGCGGCGACGGGUGCAGAUGAGCCUGUGUCGGCAGCUUCUGGGGUCUCCGCGAGCAGCGCUAAUGGAGCUGGAUCGCUUUCGCCUCUGGGUAAGGAUGGGCGUGUCUCUCUCUUUGUUGGGGCUUUGACUCUCGGGUUUGUCUGGUCUCUUGUCUAG
This is a messenger RNA of Fusarium falciforme, 1425 nucleotides long. Its product is annotated as Peptidase A1 domain-containing protein. The coding region runs from base 1 to 1425 and encodes 474 amino acids. The transcript is spliced from 2 exons. The record is from RefSeq and is a predicted model, not a curated record. Lineage: Eukaryota; Fungi; Ascomycota; Sordariomycetes; Hypocreales; Nectriaceae. Gene Ontology annotation, biological process: proteolysis. Gene Ontology annotation, molecular function: aspartic-type endopeptidase activity.